UAUUGUGUUGCCAAUAGUGAUGGCUGUGCCAACGUUAUCAGCUGCAAACUGGCUGCCAGGAGCAUCCUAAUUAAAAAUAAACAGCUCUGGAGGUGGGCGUGGGAGAGUGAGGACAGGGAUCCUGCCUGAGUUACUUAGGACAUCUGGAAUUGCUCCUAGGAAAGUCAUACCCUGGUCACUUUUAAGCCACCUCCUUUUCUCAAAAGAGUCUCUGUCUCAUAACAAGGUGGUGUGGUAUGUACAACUUGCUCUGCUUCCCUAAACCCCUGGGUGUUGGGGUGACAAGCAAACAGACAAAGCCAUUGGAAGCAGAUUGCAUGGUGCUGUUCAACCCCAAGAAGGAAAGGUUGCCUGGGGGCUUAAUGAUUUCUGCUGGGUCUCUAAAUUGAGGGGGACAGCUAAAGCCCAAGGCCUUUUCUAAGAGGGGUUAGAAUUUCAUCAGAAAGCAAGUCUGGUCACAUGAGAAUUUCUGGCACUGUGUGCAUGGCAGGCUGGACACUAGCCUGCCAGGAUUGAGUGAGUGGAUCGUAUUGGCUUCGGCAGAGGGGAAAGUCCCAGACUGGCCUGGGAGAAGGAGCUGACUGCCUGCCCCGCCACGGACUGCGGACUGCGAGCAGGAGCAGCACAGCUGCUGCGUGAGGCUGGGGCUCUAACGUCCCCAAAGCCUCUUUUCUUUUAACCCUAAGGAAAGUGUGUGGUCCCUGGGACCGAAGACCGAAAGAUGCCUAAGGAAUGCAAUGCUUUCCACGCUGUCUCGGCAGCUCUGUGCUGCUUCUAUCACCGCAAGUCUUUCAUUGGAGUCAAGUUCUCCAAGGAGAGGCACGUCAUGGACAGGACCCCUGAGAGGCUGAAGAAGGAGCUGGAGGAGGAGCUGCUGCUGAGCGGCGAGGACCUGCGCAGCCACGCCUGGUACCAUGGCCGCAUCCCCCGACAGGUGUCCGAAAACCUCGUGCAGCGAGAUGGCGACUUUCUGGUGCGAGACUCUCUGUCCAGCCCUGGGAACUUUGUCCUGACCUGUCAGUGGAAGAACCUCGCUCAGCACUUCAAGAUCCACCGCACGGUUCUGCGGCUCAGCGAGGCCUACAGCCGCGUGCAGUACCAGUUCGAGAUGGAGAGCUUCGACUCCAUCCCCGGCCUGGUGCGCUGCUACGUGGGCAACCGCCGGCCCAUCUCCCAGCAGAGCGGCGCCAUCAUCUUCCAGCCCAUCAACAGGACGGUGCCCCUGCGGUGCCUGGAGGAGCGUUACGGCACCUCCCCGGGCCGGGCCUGGGAGGGCAGCCUCGCCGAGGGAAGGCCAGAUGUGACCAAGAGGCUGAGCUUCACCAUGGGCAGUGCCCAGGCCCGAGAGCAGAGCUUGCCCAGGGGAAACCUCCUCAGAAAUAAAGAGAAGAGCGGGAGCCAGCCAGCCUGCCUGGAUCACAUGCAGGACCGACGAGCCUUAUCCCUCAAAGCCCACCAGUCGGAAAGUUACCUGCCGAUCGGCUGUAAGCUGCCCUCGCAGUCCCCGGGCGUGGACGCAAGCCCCUGCCCUAGCUCGCCCGUGUUCAGGACGGGCAGCGAGCCCACUCUGAGCCCGGCGGUGGUUCGGAGGGUCUCCUCGGAUGCCAGGCCGGGGGAGGCACUGCGGGGAUCGGACAGCCAGCUGUGCCCGAAGCCACCCCCAAAGCCCUGCAAGGUGCCCUUCCUCAAAGCUCCCUCGUCUCCGCCCGCCUGGCUCAACUCGGAGGCCAACUACUGUGAACUGAACCCAGCCUUUGCCGCAGGCUGUGACCGGGGAGCAAGGCUGCCCUCGUGUGCCCAGGGCAGCCAUCCCGAACUGCUGACGGCCAAGCAGAACGGGGCGCCGGGCCCCCGGAACUCUGGCAUCAACUACUCGAUCCUUGAUGGCGAUGACGGGGCGAGACCGUGGGAACCUUGGGCAGCACAGACAGACAAGGAGAACGAGGGCAAGUUCAUGAAGCCCGUCCUGGAGACUGUCUCCUCGUUCAGGCCCAACGACUUUGAGUCAAAGCUCCUUCCUGCUGAGAACAAGCCCCUGGAAACAGCAAUGCUGAAACGUGCAAAAGAACUGUUCACCAACAGCGACCCCAGGGUCAUUGCCCAGCACAUGCUGAGCACGGACUGCAAGGUUGCUAGGAUACUUGAAGUCUCUGAAGAGAUGAGGAGGAACAUGGGCGUGAGCUCGGGGCUGGAGCUCAUCACCUUGCCUCACGGACACCAGCUGCGUCUGGACAUCAUCGAAAGACACAACACGAUGGCCAUCGGCAUUGCAGUGGACGUCCUGGGCUGCACGGGCACUUUGGAGGACCGAGCGGCCACACUCAACAGGAUCGUCCAGGUGGCAGUGGAACUGAAAGAUUCCAUGGGGGACCUCUAUUCUUUCUCAGCAGUCAUGAAAGCCCUGGAGAUGCCACAGAUCACAAGGUUAGAAAAAACGUGGACUGCCCUGCGGCACCAGUACACCCAGACCGCCAUCCUCUACGAGAAACAGCUCAAGCCCUUCAGCAAACUCCUGCACGAAGGCAGAGAGUCCGCAUGUGUUCCCCCAAGCAAUGUGUCAGUCCCACUGCUGAUGCCCCUUGUGACCUUAAUGGAGCGCCAGGAUGUCACUUUUGAAGGAACUGACAUGUGGGAAAAAAAUGACCAAAGCUGUGAAAUCAUGCUGAACCAUCUGGCAACAGCCCGAUUCAUGGCGGAGGCUGCGGACAGCUACCGGGUGAAUGCCGAGAGGAUCCUGGCAGGUUUUCAACCAGAUGAAGAAAUGAGUGAAAUCUUCAAGACUGAAUUUCAAAUGCGAUUGCUAUGGGGCAGCAAAGGUGCACAAGUCAAUCAGACAGAGAGAUAUGAGAAAUUCAACCAGAUUUUAACUGCGCUCUCACGUAAACUGGAACCUCCUCCUGUAAAGCAGGCAGAGCUUUGAUGACUCGCCAAAGAACCUUAGGAUAUUAUUUCAAGCGUCUCCCGUUUCUUCUCUGGGAAAGCUUAUCAUUUGAUAAAGUAAUAACGUACAAAUCUGACAACAUACAAGCUUUUAGUAUCCACAGGAUAUUAAACAUGUAAAUUGCACAGAGCAUACUUAUUUAUGGAUUGUUUAAAAUUACUACUGAUUUUUAAAUGAAUGAUAAUUUAUUAUUAAGGUAACAGUUGCUAAUGUUGAUCAGCUAAUUUAAGAGAAGACCUAGCUGUGUUGGCUGGUUGCUUUCUAUUAUGGCAUUUGACCAUUUUAGUUUUAAUUCCAUGUCAGAUAAGUGUAAAUAGAAGAGUUUAAAAGAAAAGCAUGAAACAUUUCAGAAGGUAUCAGUUGUAUGAUAUUCUUCAAAUAAAUAUGAAAAAUGUAAAUAGUCAUGAAUGAAAAUAUAUCUUUUUUUG
Molecule: messenger RNA, 3369 nt
Organism: Lemur catta (Ring-tailed lemur)
Lineage: Eukaryota; Metazoa; Chordata; Mammalia; Primates; Lemuridae
Gene: BCAR3
Product: BCAR3 adaptor protein, NSP family member
Exons: 10
Coding region: 722-2920 (732 amino acids)
Biological process (GO): small GTPase-mediated signal transduction; positive regulation of peptidyl-serine phosphorylation
Molecular function (GO): guanyl-nucleotide exchange factor activity; phosphotyrosine residue binding
Source: RefSeq, a predicted model, not a curated record